ACAGCAGCAGAGAUGGGUAACGAGGUUUUGUGGUUGGCAAGGCGAGUUGUGUACAAAAUAAAAUCAGGGAAAACGAAAGAAACAAAAAAGCAGAAGAUGAGUGGAAAGUAAAGGAAAGUGUUUGAAUCAAGGAGAAAUGAGAACUUGUCCAAGUUCAUGGUUGGAUUUGCCGCCCUUACUAUACGGAACGAUCAGGAGAGGUGCAAAUCUGUUGCAUUUACCAACGUCCUCCUCAACCAUUAGACCAAAAUCAUCAACAAGUUUCAGUAAACUCAUCCACCACAAACCCACCAUUUUAAACAGCAGCAGCAGCACUAAUGAAGUGGAGGUGAAGGUGGAGGUGGACACAGAAACCCGAAAACAUAAUUUGCUGAAAGCAAUUCAAGAUACGCAGAGGGGAAUUUCCGCAACUCCCCUCCAGCGUUCUUGUAUCGAGGAGGCUCUCGUUAGCCUAGAAGCUCUUGAUGCUGCUUUACCGUUGGACCUUGAUUUGUUGAAUGGCAAUUGGCGGUUGCAGUAUACUUCUGCUCCUGAUGUUCUUAUCCUUUUCGAAUCCGCUAACAGACUUCCCUUUUUCCAGGUUGGCCAAAUUUAUCAAAGCUUUGAAUGCCAAGCUGAAUCCAAGGGAGGCUACGUAUGCAAUGUCGUUCGCUGGAGUAUCCCCAAACUCUUAGAGGAAGAAGAAGGUGCCACUCUCCUUGUUUCUGCAAAAUUCUCUGUAGUUUCUUCACGUAAUAUCUUUCUCCAGUUUGAAGAGAUAACUAUUAAGGACAUAUACAUUAGUGAAGAGGUGCAAGCUUUAAUAGCUCCAGCGAUUCUUCCACGGACGUUUUUUAGUUUGCAGAUCUUGCAGUUCAUCCGCACAUUUGAAGCACAAUAUCCGGUGGAAAAUCCAGGGAGGCAAUCUGUCGGAGGACUGUACUAUCUCUCAUAUCUGGAUAACAAUAUUCUGUUGGGUCGUGCUGUUGGAGGUGGAGGGGUAUUUGUAUUUACUAGAGCGCCUACUCUUGUGUGACUUACGUGUUUGUUAAAUAUUUUAUUUUUAUGUACCCUGGAUGGACAUAGUCAUUUGAGACGUUAAAAUUAUAUUCGUGCAAUUAAUUUGUUAUUGAUUCCUAAA
Molecule: messenger RNA, 1120 nt
Organism: Daucus carota subsp. sativus
Lineage: Eukaryota; Viridiplantae; Streptophyta; Magnoliopsida; Apiales; Apiaceae
Product: probable plastid-lipid-associated protein 10, chloroplastic
Exons: 7
Coding region: 137-1015 (292 amino acids)
Source: RefSeq, a predicted model, not a curated record